Punica granatum (pomegranate) is the source of this 3585-nucleotide messenger RNA. Lineage: Eukaryota; Viridiplantae; Streptophyta; Magnoliopsida; Myrtales; Lythraceae. The record is from RefSeq and is a predicted model, not a curated record.
CAAAUGUUCCCGAGGGUUGAGACUUGAGAGAGAACAGACACGCCUGUCUGUCAUGGCUAUUACAGAGGAAUAGCACUGUGGAGGGGGAGAGAGAGCUUCUGCAGCACUUCUCUCCGGUGGCGAUGCUGACGGGGCGAGAGAGCUUGAUCAGAUUGGUUGGCAAGCGCCGCCGUUUCCUUCCCAAUCGCGAAUCCCUCCUCUCCUCUCCUCCUCCGCCUCCUCUUCAUCCCCUCAAGAGCUGUCCCGAUUUAAUAAGCAAAGCGAAAGAUGUGGAGGAUGGGAUAGACGGAGAAGUUGUGUCUGGAGAGUUAUUGAAAAUAGCAUCGGUGACUUGUCCUGUUUGCGGUAAUCAAGUUCAUGGGGAAGAUUAUAUGAUCAACUCUCAUCUUGAUACAUGCUUAGCUAGAGGAACCAAAAGGAAAUUGGCACAGCGUACACUUCUACAGUUGAAUUUUACACCACUGCCGAAGGUUCAAGUUUGCCCUUAUGAGUCAGAACCAUCUAUUCCAAAUACUGAUUGCAGUUGCAGUCCUGAAGUUAGUGUUGUGCGAAAUUUGGUUCAUGGACCGCACAAUCUUGAUGAGGCUGAGAAAAGUGAGGGGGAAUUGGCAGUUUCUGGUGGCUCUGCUGAGGGUUUAAUCAAGAGUCCCACACCCCCUCUUUUAUCCAGUAAUGCAAUUUAUGCUGGUGCAAAUGUAAAUUUGGAUGUGGUUUCUGGGACAGUUCUUGAAACAUUUAUUGUGGGUCGUAAAUUCAGUGAGGAAAGGGAGCUACAGUCUGGGACAAAAGUUACACUUGUCAGAGAACCUGAUAAUGCCAAGGAUCCAAAUGCAGUGAAGGUUUUCUCCACAAAUUCUGGAUGUUCCAAAGUCCUCGGCUAUUUGCCCCGUCAGUUGGCCCAGUAUGUUUCUCCUCUACUGGAGAAGUGUUGCUAUAACUUUGAGGGAGGCAUUACUUCUAUUCCAGAACAUUAUCUUGAUGUUGUUCCCAUUCAAAUUAGUUGUCCUGAGAUGCUAGCAUAUUGUGAAAUCGAAGGUGGUGAUGCUCAGGAGAUCAAAUAUCUUUGGAGAAAUGCACUGCGAGAAGCUGAUGCCGCCAAGAAUAAUCCACCCAGUUCGACAAAAUACCAACAGAAUUUUCGUGUCAUAGUACAUGAGGUUCUCGCCAGCUCUCCUCACUUAUUCAGGGACAGUGAGAAACUGUUCAUUGAAUCAUUCAAGUCACUCUCCAAUGAUAGCCAGCGGCUUUUUAUCAGGAUUUAUUCUAGGAGAGGGCCAUGGUUUAGGAUGUCCAAGAUAUCCUAUCCAGAAAUAUCCAAUGUUCAACAAGCAGUCGACGAUCUCUCUGCAUCAGGAUACGUCAUUGCGUUGGAACCUUCAGGGGUUAAUACUGAUGACAUAGUGGGCGUUUUGAGAACACUUGCUGUCUUUGAGCUUUAUGAGAUUCUCCACUUAUUGAACAAGAACUGCAAACGUGGUUUGAGGAAACAGGAUGUUAUUUCAUUACUUAUAGCUUCAUAUGAAGAUGGAUCAAGCCCGCUGCUACCAAGUAUGAUUUUGGAGAAAGUGGGCCUAUGCAUCAGAAUAUCCUCAAAAGCUGAAUCCCUUUUCUGGCGUGCUGAGAGAAUAUUCUUCCUGAAUGGAGAACAGGAUCUUUCUUCCUUUCUUCUUGUUGAUUUAGGAAUUAUAAAGUACCCAAAAUACAAUUGCAUUAUUACCGAUCAAAUUUUCGUUGAUCGAGUUGAGCUGCUUGCUUAUGAGGAGGCCAUCGAAGUGGCCCAACUGAUAGACGAAGCCCUUGAGGAAAACGACAACGAGAAGGUGUUAAGAUGCAUUAGUAUAGCUGAUUCCCAAAUAGAUCUUCCUUCAUCAAGAGUAAUUGGAUCCUUAGCUUCAUCAUCAGCUGCUUUUCUUUUAAGCUUUACGGCAUCAUGGAUCUACUCCAAAGUGGUCUUGUUGGGUGUUUCUUUUCUUGAACGCGAACGUAGGUACAAUUAUGCGAUUAAUCUGUUAAGGCGACUGCUAGAUUGUUUUACAUGUGAUGGAAGAAGAGGAUUUUGGACUCUCCGGUUAUCCGUUGACUUGGGGCAUCUGGGCUAUCUUAAUGAGAGCCUUUCAGUUGCAGAGAAUGGGCUGCUGGAUCCAUGGAUUCGUGCUGGUUCGAGAAUGGCCCUACAAAAGCGGAUCCUUCGCCUGGCAAAACCACCGAGGCGGUGGAAAGUUCCACCAUUUUCAGAGUCUAUAAAUAGGAAGAUCAAGGAGGUUCAAGUGGUUGGGAGACCUUUAAACUGUGAAAUCGGCAAGAAAAACAGGUUUUACGGAGAAGACGGAGAGCAGUGUGGGGUGGAACAGCUCGCUCUGCAGCACUAUGCCUGUGAAGGCAGGGGAUGGUAUGGGGUUCACACGGAAAGUGGAAUUUGGUUGACUAUUUUUGGGCUCCUUAUGUGGGACGUUAUAUUUUCCGAUGUUCCAAAUGUCUUCUGCACCAGAUUUCAGACAGCUCCAUUGGACUUGGAGACUAGCAGCUUCUACCCUGCAAGGAAGACCCUCAUAGAAACCCAGCUCCAAAGGAUCCAUGAGGGAAUGGCCGAAGAAAUGCUCAUCACAUCAUGGGAAUCCAACUUCGGGACAUCUUGCAGGGGCAUCAACUGGGAAAGGCACUCCUUAUCUGAUCUCCGAGCAGCUGUUUCGUGUGUGGGAGGCCGGUGUUUGGCUUCACUAUGUCAAAACCUCUGCCAGGAUUAUAGGAGCUGGUCCAGUGGAAUGCCCGAUCUUCUGUUGUGGCGGUUCCACGGAGAGUACAAAGGCGAGGCAAAGCUUGUGGAAGUUAAGGGCCCGACGGAUCGACUAUCGGAGCAGCAACGGGCUUGGCUGCUGCUUCUGAUGGAUAUGGGGUUCAACGUAGAGGUCUGUAAAGUUAGCCCUCCAGCCAAAUGCUCCUGAAUAUUCUUUUCCUUUCAUUGCCUGGUCAGUAGAGCUGUUUCAAGCAUUCAAUUGAAGAAAGAUGAGGUUUAAGACGUGAAUCGGACAGCGGGUGGCGUCCAAUAUGUAUUUAUGGUGGAGCUUACAUUAGAUUUUCUUCUCCCCAUAAUAAAAUCGGAGGAUAGCAUUCAUGUUGAAUUUAUCGACGGUAAAAUGCUGUCCGCCAACCAGUACGAAAUCCUGUGUAGCAAAGCUUGUGGAGGGACUUUGGAGUUCUCGAGGGACCCUCCAGGACUAUGAAGUAUCCAAGGCACGGAGGAGCCUCCUCACGCGACUCUCGUAUCUACUGGAUAUGUCCUAUGACUUCGAGACGCACCCCCGACAUCACAAGCCCUCUGGACAUACUUUCCCUGAGAGAGAAUCAUAGUGUGCAGUGUCCCUGGAUUGUCAUGGUAAAAGAUGUGGAAUAUGCAACGCGAAAUGCUGCGAAAUUGUUAGAUUCAUCCUUCCUCUGGACCCGAUGCUUUCUUCACUUUGAUGCAUCUUUGGGCUUCCAUGAUUCUUCUGUUUUCACUGCGUUGCUUAUCACUUGAACCUGACGAACAGUGUCCAAAGAAAAGGUUCCACAGCCCAAUGCAUGAACACGUCUGCCUAAUUCAGUUUC